Lottia gigantea (owl limpet) is the source of this 3906-nucleotide messenger RNA. RefSeq lists its product as hypothetical. The coding region runs from base 105 to 3755 and encodes 1216 amino acids. The transcript is spliced from 26 exons. NCBI's taxonomy places the organism in Eukaryota, Metazoa, Mollusca, Gastropoda, Lottiidae. Gene Ontology annotation, biological process: mRNA splicing, via spliceosome. Gene Ontology annotation, molecular function: protein binding; U2 snRNA binding. The record is from RefSeq and is a predicted model, not a curated record. Gene Ontology annotation, cellular component: U2 snRNP; nucleus.
ACGGGCACCGACUCUAUAGGAAGCCGCGCCACUGGUUUCGUAAUUAUUUGGUUUCAUAUAUAUCCACAUCGAUCUUGUGCAUUUCAGACAAUUAAGUUUGGAAAAUGUUCCUUUAUAACCUGACCCUUCAGAGGGCAUCAGGAAUAACAUUUGCAGUUCAUGGUAAUUUCUCUGGGUCUAAACAUCAAGAGAUAUGUGUCUCCAGGGGAAAAAUAAUUGAACUGCUAAGACAUGAUCCAAAUACUGGUAAAAUAUAUCCGGUAUUGUCAGUUGAAGUGUUUGGUAUCAUAAGAGCAUUAAUGCCAUUCAAAUUAACUGGUGGAACAAAAGACUAUAUUGUUGUUGGUUCAGAUUCAGGAAGAAUUGUUAUAUUGGAAUAUAUCCCAUCUAAAAAUAUAUUUGAAAAGGUUCAUCAAGAAACAUUUGGUAAGAGUGGUUGCAGAAGGAUUGUUCCUGGCCAGUUUUUAGCUGUCGAUCCAAAAGGCAGAGCUGUGAUGGUUGGAGCUGUUGAAAAGCAGAAAUUGGUAUAUAUAUUAAAUAGAGAUGCCCAGGCUAGAUUAACUAUCUCUUCACCACUAGAGGCACACAAAUCAAAUACAUUAGUCUAUCAUAUUGUUGGUGUAGACAUUGGCUUUGAAAACCCUACUUUUGCAUGUUUAGAAAUAGAUUAUGAGGAUGCUGAUCAAGAUCAUACAGGAGAAGCAGCAGCUAAAAGUCAACAAUUAUUAACAUAUUAUGAACUAGAUUUAGGGUUAAAUCAUGUCGUUAGGAAAUAUUCUGAACAGUUAGAAGAACAUGCCAAUUUCUUAAUAUCAGUACCUGGUGGUAAUGAAGGACCUAGUGGUGUAUUAAUUUGUUCAGAGAAUUAUAUUACAUAUAAAAAUCUUGGAGAUCAACCAGAUAUAAGAUGUCCUAUUCCCAGGAGACGUUAUGAUUUAGAUGAUCCAGAAAGAGGAAUGAUAUUUGUUUGUAGUGCUACACAUAAAACUAAAUCAAUGUUUUUCUUCUUGGCUCAAACUGAGCAGGGGGAUAUUUUUAAAAUAACAUUGGAGACUGAUGAAGACAUUGUAACAGAAAUAAGAUUAAAAUAUUUUGAUACUGUACCAGUAGCAGCUAGUAUGUGUGUUUUAAAAUCUGGAUUUUUAUUUGUUGCUUCAGAAUUCGGAAACCAUUACCUGUAUCAAAUUGCCCAUCUUGGUGAUGAUGAUGGGGAGCCAACAUUUAGUAGUGCUAUGCCCUUAGAAGAGGGAGAUACCUUUCUGUUCUCACCUAGACCUCUGAAGAACUUAGUAGUUGUAGAUGAGAUGGAUAGUUUAUCACCUAUAAUGAAUUGUCAGAUAGCUGAUUUAGCUAAUGAAGAUACUCCUCAGUUAUAUACAUUAUGUGGACGAGGUCCUAGGUCUUCAUUGCGUGUCUUACGGCAUGGGUUAGAGGUAUCUGAGAUGGCUGUGUCAGAGUUGCCUGGUAAUCCUAAUGCUGUAUGGACUGUUAAGCGUCGUAUUGAUGAGGAUUAUGAUGCAUAUAUUAUUGUAUCAUUCGUGAACGCCACCCUGGUAUUAUCUAUUGGUGAAACAGUAGAAGAAGUUACAGAUUCUGGAUUUCUUGGUACUACACCAACUAUAUCCUGUUCACAAUUAGGAGAUGAUGCUCUUGUUCAGAUUUAUCCAGAAGGUAUUCGACAUAUUAGAUCAGAUAAACGUGUUAAUGAAUGGAAGACACCUGGUAAAAAAUCUAUUGUAAGAUGUGCUGUAAAUCAGAGACAGGUUGUUAUUGCUUUAACUGGUGGUGAAUUAGUUUAUUUUGAAAUGGAUCCUACUGGUCAAUUAAAUGAAUAUACAGAGCGAAAAGAAAUGUCGGCUGAUGUAGUAUGUAUGGGUAUAUGUAGAGUACCACAAGGUGAACAGAGGUCAAGAUUUUUAGCUGUUGGUUUAGCUGAUAAUACUGUCAGAAUAGUAUCUCUUGAUCCCAAUGAUUGUCUAUCACCAUUAAGUAUGCAAGCCUUACCAGCACAGCCAGAAUCGUUGUGUAUAAUAGAAAUGGGUGGUACUGAAGCUAAAGAGGAUACAAAUGAACCAGGAACAUCUGGUGGUUUAUAUCUGAAUAUUGGUUUACAGAAUGGAGUCUUAUUGAGAACUGUAUUAGAUAUGGUUACUGGUGAUUUAUCAGAUACAAGAACCCGAUACUUAGGUUCCAGACCGGUCAAAUUAUUCAGAAUAUCUAUGCAAGGUUCAGAAUCUGUAUUGGCUAUGUCAAGUCAAACUUGGUUGAGUUAUACUUAUCAAAGUCGUUUCCAUUUAACACCAUUAUCAUAUGAAUCAUUGGAGUAUGCUUCUGGCUUUGCAUCAGAACAGUGUCCAGAGGGUAUUGUAGCCAUUUCCACCAAUACACUACGUAUUUUGGCUUUAGAGAAGUUGGGAGCUGUAUUUAAUCAAGUUUCAUGGCCUUUGCAAUAUACACCUAGAAAAUUUGUUAUACAUGAAUCAAAUAAUUUAGUUAUUGUUGAAACUGAUCAUAACACUUAUACUGAAGAAACACAAACGCAACGUAAACAACAAAUGGCAGAGGAAAUGAUAGAAGCUGCUCAAGAGGAAGAACAAGAGUUAGCAGCUGAAAUGGCAGCAGCCUUUCUAAAUGAAGAACGACCAGAAUCUGUAUUUGGUUCACCUAAAGCUGGUAUGGGAUUGUGGGCAUCUGUCAUUAGAAUAAUAAACCCAUUGAGUGGUGACACCUUAGAUAAAAUAAGUUUAGAACAGAAUGAAGCUGCACACAGUAUUGCAUUAGUGAAGUUUGCCAAUCGUCCAGAUGAUACAAUAUUAUUAGUUGGUGUGGCUAGAGAUUUAGUAUUGAAUCCCAGAUCAUUGAGUGGUGGUUUUAUUUAUGCCUACUUAGUGAAAGACAAUGGAAAUAAAUUAACUUUCUUACAUAAAACAUCUGUUGAUGAAGUACCUGGUGCUAUUACUUCAUUUCAAGGACGUGCUCUAAUUGGAGUUGGAAAAUAUCUUCGAAUUUACGACUUGGGAAAGAAAAAAAUGCUGAGAAAAUGUGAAAACAAAAACAUUCCCAACUUCAUUGUCAAUAUACACACAAAUGGAAACAGAGUAUUGGUAGCUGAUAUACAAGAAAGUUUCCAUUUCUUACGUUAUAAAAGACAAGAGAAUCAGUUGAUAGUGUUUGCUGAUGAUACCAAUCCUAGAUGGUUAACAUGUUCUUGUAUGAUAGAUUAUAAUACUAUGGCUGGAGCUGAUAAAUUUGGAAAUGUGACAAUUGUCCGUUUACCAACAAGUGUUUCUGAUGAUGUUGAUGAAGAUCCUACUGGUAAUAAAGCCUUAUGGGAUAGAGGAGUCUUAAAUGGUGCCACUCAAAAGGCAGAUGUAGUAUGUAAUUUUUAUGUGGGGGAAGUCAUAACAUCACUACAGAAAGCAACUUUAAUACCAGGUGGUUCUGAAUCCCUGGUUUAUACAACAUUAUCAGGUGCUAUUGGAAUGUUAGUACCAUUUACAUCACAUGAGGAUCAUGACUUUGUACAACAUUUAGAAAUGUAUAUGAGAACUGAACAUCCACCAUUAUGUGGUAGAGAUCAUUUAGCUUACAGAUCUUACCAUUAUCCAUUAAAGAGUGUGAUCGAUGGUGAUUUAUGUGAAAUGUUUAAUUCUAUGGAACCCAGCAAACAGAAAACCAUGGCAGAAGAGUUGGAUCGAACGCCUGCAGAGGUCUCAAAGAAGUUGGAAGAUAUUAGAACUAGAUAUGCUUUCUAAUGCUGUUCAAUAUAUUACAGUGGUUAUUAAGAACAGAAUCCCUAGCAUACUGGUCUUGUGGGUUUUGUUGUCGUUUGUACUAUAAGUGUAUCAUUUGUAAAUAUUUCAUCACCAUUCUGAUGUGUAUAAUAAAUAAAACAUUGUCAAGUCG